AUGGCAGACACAGAACCGGUCCGCUCGCCGUUGAGCACGCCAGAUGCUGAAGCCGGCGAGCAUGGCUCCCCAGAACUUGCACCACCAACUUCCAACAAGGCGGCUUCAGACAGGGAAGAAGGCGAGGAGGUGGAGGGUGAGGACGACAACUCCAAGAGUAGGCCGAAAGCCGAUGACAACGAUGAAGGUGGCGAUGGUGACGGUAAUUCGGAAGAUGACCUGCUGUCGGACGUGGACGAGGACCAGUUUGAGGACUACGACCCGGCCACGGCAUACAUUGAAGAGCGCCCGAUCACAAUCGACGAAGAAGCAGCCCGCGGAUUAAAAUCGGCCAAGCGCAAGCGAUCCGCUGGAGAUGGCAAGGCCCAAAAAGCCAGAGAAGCUCGCCGCGACAAAAAGCGGCGGCCGGUUGCAGGGAAGGAAGAAGAAGAAGGAGACGUAGCACCCGGAAUCACCAAAAGCGACGGGCCGAAGAGGUCGCGCAGGCCACAUGGAGGCGAGAACGUGGCCCGUAGGAAGAAGUCCCAGUCGCCAGAGGUGAACGAAGAAGACCUGUCGCCAGAGGAGCGCCGCAAACGGGCGCUGGAUCGGGCAAUCAACCUCGCUAUCCGCAACCCGAACAAGCGGAGACGGAAACAGGAUGAAGAGGACCUCGAGCAAGCUGCCGACGAAGAGAUCGCACAACUUAAGAUCAGGAUGGAGAAGGCGUGCAUGGCCGAUAUCGACGCACGCGCCGAGGGCAAACCGGCGGUGAGCAAGCUGCAGCUGCUACCGCAGGUAAUGUCCGUAUUGAAUCGCAACGAUAUCCAGGAGACGGUGCUGGAUCCGGAAACCAACUUUCUGCAGUCGGUCAAGUUUUUCCUCGAACCGCUGAAUGACGGCUCGCUGCCGAGCUACACCAUCCAACGUGACAUCUUCACGUGUCUCACAAAGUUGCCGAUUGAGAAGGAUGCUCUUUUGAGCAGUGGCAUCGGCAAAGUCGUGCUGUUCUACACGCGCAGCAAGCGGGCGGAACCCACGAUCAAGCGCAUGGCUGAGCGUCUGGUCGGCGAGUGGAGCCGGCCGAUCCUCAAAAAGACUGACGACUUCAAGAAGCGCUACGUCGAGACUCGCGACUACGACUAUCGUGCUGCCAAGAUUGCCGAGCAAGGCACCCAAAGCCAAUAUACGCUUACAGAGCGGCCCAUAUCACGCUUUGAGCUGGACAAGGAGCUGCAGCUAGCACCGCCAGUGGUGAACCCGAAUCGGGCGCAGCCAGUGGGCUUGCCGCAGUCCUACACAAUUGCUCCGAAGAGCACAUUCGACGGAAACAGGACCGGAGGGGAGUUCCGGCCGAUUGGCGCCAGCAGCAUGGAGGCGUUCCGCCGGAUGACGCAGAAGGCCAAGCAGCGGAACAAGAAGAAAUGA
Grosmannia clavigera kw1407 is the source of this 1407-nucleotide messenger RNA. Its product is annotated as transcriptional elongation factor. The coding region runs from base 1 to 1407 and encodes 468 amino acids. Gene Ontology annotation, cellular component: nucleus. The transcript is spliced from 3 exons. The record is from RefSeq and is a predicted model, not a curated record. NCBI's taxonomy places the organism in Eukaryota, Fungi, Ascomycota, Sordariomycetes, Ophiostomatales, Ophiostomataceae. Gene Ontology annotation, biological process: poly(A)+ mRNA export from nucleus.